AAGGAUAAAAAAAAAUCAGAAAUCAAUAUCUGAGAGUAGAGUAGUGAACUGAAUAUGGAGGUCCGUGAAACGCAGAUCUGGGGAUUUUUACUGACCGUAUUGGGAUGGAUUUUCAUUGCUUGCUCUUUGGCAAUGGAGGGCUGGAAGGUGGCCGCUGCUGGCGGCCAGGGAGGCAGCUCUGUCGUCUACAUUACUUGGUAUUGGUCCAGUCUGUGGCGGACCUGCACCACUUCCUCUAAUGCUGUCUCCAAUUGCUAUGACUUUCCCAUGCUCUGGUCCGUGGAAAAUAAUGUCCAGAUUGUGAGGGCACUACUAAUGGGUGGAGUAGCCAUUGGCAUUUUGGGGUUCAUUCUGAGCCUGGUAGGGAUGGAAUGCACUUACAUAGGGGGCAAAGAGAAGGAGAAGAACAGAGCCAUCUUCAUAGGAAGCCUCUGUCAUACUAUCAGUGGUUUGUUAGCUGCAGCAGGGUAUGCUGUCUAUGCUCGCAACAUUACAGCAGAAUUCUUCAAUCCUAAUUUUGAAUUAAAGUUUGAUCUGGGCACACCAUUGUUUGUUGGAUGGGCUGGAAGUAUAUUUCAAUUUACUGGAGGGCUCUUGUACAUGAUAUCAAUUUAUAAGCUCUGGUCUCUGGACAGGAGGACAAUUGAGGAUACAGUUCCUGCUGAAGAAGCCGUAGCCCUGCAUUCCAUUCCCACAAAUAUCUCCAACUCCUCUGACCUUCCCUCCAAGGUGUCUACUGUGUCUGAGCUCUCCUUAAAGUCAUCUUCCACUUUGUCCAGUGUCUCACAUAAGUCUCACCAUCUUUCCAAAGCCUGAUGUUUUUCAAAACCUAUCAUGGGACUCAAUGUGAUUGGGACAUUCUUGAACCUCUACAUCAUCAGAAAGUGGAAAAUAUGUGCAUCUCUCUCUCUCUCUCUCUCUCUCUCUCUCUCUCUCUCUCUCUCACUCACACACAACUUUAAAACCCUGCAUAUGUAAAGUCUAGUGUGAGAGUUGAAUAAAAAGAACAAAAUUCA
Molecule: messenger RNA, 1016 nt
Organism: Ictalurus furcatus (blue catfish)
Lineage: Eukaryota; Metazoa; Chordata; Actinopteri; Siluriformes; Ictaluridae
Gene: cldn10e
Product: claudin 10e
Exons: 5
Coding region: 55-816 (253 amino acids)
Biological process (GO): bicellular tight junction assembly; cell adhesion
Cellular component (GO): plasma membrane; bicellular tight junction
Molecular function (GO): structural molecule activity
Source: RefSeq, a predicted model, not a curated record